Triticum turgidum subsp. durum (durum wheat) is the source of this 576-nucleotide messenger RNA. The record is from the annotation of a GenBank genome assembly. NCBI's taxonomy places the organism in Eukaryota, Viridiplantae, Streptophyta, Magnoliopsida, Poales, Poaceae.
AUGCUGUUCCUCGCGCAGAUCAUCUUCGAUUUCCGGUUCCUGGCUCUCCUCGCCGUCGCCGGAUCGCUGGCGGGCUCCCUCCUCUGCUUCCUCAAUGGAUGUGUGUACAUAAAAGAGGCGUACUGCGUCUACUGGACGAGCUGCGCCAAAGGUGUACAUACAGGGCAGAUGGUCCUCAAGGUCGUCGAGGCCAUUGAUGUGUAUCUUGCUGGAACUGUCAUGCUGAUCUUCGGGAUGGGCCUCUACGGGCUGUUCAUCAGCAACGCGUCCAACGAUUUACCCUCCGGAUCCGACCGGGCUCUGCAGGGAUCGUCGCUGUUUGGGAUGUUCGCUCUCAAGGAGAGGCCGAAGUGGAUGAAGAUCACGUCGCUGGACGAGCUCAAGACGAAGGUGGGGCACGUCAUCGUGAUGAUCCUGCUGGUGAAGAUGUUCGAGCGGAGCAAGAUGGUGAAGAUCACCACGGGGCUGGACCUCCUCAGCUACUCGGUCUGCAUCUUCCUCUCCUCGGCCUCCCUCUACAUCCUGCACAACCUCCACCGGCCCGAGCACGAGGAGUCGGUCAUGCCCCACUUGUAG